AUGUGGCCCUUUGGUAGCUCCUAUCCAGAGCGCACGCCCGAGGAUGUAGACGGGAAGAUAUACGACUAUGUGAUUGUCGGAGGUGGCGCCGCUGGCUGUGUCUUGGCCUCGCGCCUCUCUGAGGAUCCGGCAGUAUCUGUGCUGCUCCUUGAAAAGGGCUUUGUCAAAGACAAUCUCUUUAGUCGCAUCCCGCUGCUCUCCCAGAAUCCCAUGAUGUCUGGGUUGCAGGUCGUCAAGCAUUUGAGUCAGAUGCCCUCGGCAUUGAACCGAAAGUUAUCUCUCUUCUGGGCAGAGGCGCUUGGAGGCUCAACUCGCAUCAACGCCAUGCUGCUGACUCGAGGCCCACCUGGCAACUACAAUGAGUGGUCGCAGGAUUUGGGCUUAAAAGAUUGGGGCUGGGAGAGCGUAGAGCCUUACUUUCGCAAGAGCGAAAACGCCAUCGGCCAUCCAGAUGCCGAAUAUCGAGGCCAUCAUGGACCAGUCGAAACCCGCCAGCCUGCCUAUCCAUUCUCUUUUCAUCCCUACGUUGAGAUAGCCGCCCGCAGACUCGGGCUUCCUGUCCAUGACGACUGUAACGACCCAGAUGCGAGCGCGCAGGGCUACUUUCGCCUAGACCAGGCCAUUGAUAGCAACGGGAGACGCAUCUCUGCGUACCAGGCAUGGCUUAGCAAAGAGACUGCUAUCGCUCGAGCAUCACACCUUACUGUGUGCACCGGCGUAACGGUUUCAAGACUUGAUAUCGAUACAAAGUCUCGCAAGGUCAUUGGCGUCCAAAUUCGGCGCAGAGGGCAGACAGACAAGCGUGAGUGCUAUGUUCAGGCACGACGAGAAAUCGUGCUCUGCGCCGGGGCAAUCGGUACUCCACAGAUCCUGAUGAGAAGCGGCAUCGGACCCAAAGAUCAUCUUCAACAACUUGGGAUUCCCAUCGUUCAAGAGUCAUCCGCUGUAGGCAACAAUCUGAUGGAUCAUGUCGCUGUGCCCGUCAUGUCGCGCGUUCCAACUCGAGAUACUAUUCACAGCCUUUAUAAUCCGUUUGUAUUUAUCUGGCAGUUUAUUCUCUGGUUGUUUUUCGGUCGUGGUCUCUUAUCAACCUCUUCAACAAGUUCCACCAUCUUUGCUCGUACGACUGCCAUUGACGAUGCAACUAUGCAGCCGCAGAACGCGCCGGAUAUUGAGGUUAUGAUCAUUCCCGUUGAAAGCUACUUUGACGUCUACAUCACGGAGCAUUCACUCUUGACAUGGCUAUGUACAUUGGUGCAGCCUUUCAGCAGAGGCAACAUCAGGCUUACCACCACAAAUCCCGAGCACCCUCCUGAAAUCACUCACCCUCUUCUUAGAGACGAGAGAGAUUUCCAACCGAUGCGAAAGGCCAUUCGCUUCGCGCUGCGACUAGGAUUCACGAAGCUACUGCCAAAGCAACAGAGGAUGAUGGGUGGCACAACUGAGCUUCCAGAGUGGCAGGACAUAUCAGAUGAGGCCAUCGACGACUAUACCAAACGUGCUUACCAGAGCGCUUUGCACUACUCCUGUACUUGUCGCAUGUCGCUCGACGCAUCGGACGGUGUUGUAGACCAGAAACUGCGUGUUUUUGGCAUCGAAGGGCUUCGUAUUGCCGAUGCCAGUGUCUUUCCCAAGAUUCCCAGUGCGCACACAAUGGCGCCGACAAUGAUGGUGGCCGAGAGAUGUGCCGAUUUCAUCAAGGAGACAUGGCGUGAGAAGUAG
Molecule: messenger RNA, 1722 nt
Organism: Trichoderma breve
Lineage: Eukaryota; Fungi; Ascomycota; Sordariomycetes; Hypocreales; Hypocreaceae
Product: GMC oxidoreductase domain-containing protein
Exons: 5
Coding region: 1-1722 (573 amino acids)
Molecular function (GO): oxidoreductase activity, acting on CH-OH group of donors; flavin adenine dinucleotide binding
Source: RefSeq, a predicted model, not a curated record